GAUGGCGCCGGGCUACAGAUAAAAGUGAUGAGUGAAUAGAACAAGAAGCGAUACAACUCUUUAACAGUGUGCGUUUAUUUAUCCUUGCGGCUAUUUUAGACCAGACCUAUAGCUUACCAUCGGGAAACUGCCAAACACCUCCGGUGAGACUGUAUCGGGAGAUAUAUUUCUGCAGCUAACUGUUUGCUAACUAGCCGCUAAAGUAGCUAGUCUAGCUAACGUUAGCUAACUGCGGAAGGCGAGUGAGGAGAGAGCAGACAGCUCGAAGUACAAGCCGAUAAGUCAGGCUCUUUUUUUUUUAAACCAAGCGACAUCUCCGUUUGAUAUAUUAACCAGCUUGCAGUACGGACCAGGUCACCCAAACCAUCGGUCUGUGAGGAAACUAACGUUAGACCGCUGAUAAGACAAACAGAAAAGACGAGGAAAGGCGUCAUCUUUGCCGAUCUUUCGCCAUGGCUCACUCUCCUAUUCAGAGUGGACUACCGGGGAUUCAGAAUUUCAGAGCUGACCCAGAGGAGCUUUUUACCAAGCUGGAGAGGAUAGGAAAGGGCUCUUUUGGGGAAGUUUUUAAAGGCAUCGACAAUCGGACUCAGAAAGUUGUGGCUAUUAAAAUCAUUGAUCUGGAGGAAGCGGAGGAUGAAAUAGAGGACAUUCAACAAGAAAUCACAGUCCUCAGCCAGUGUGACAGUCCGUUCAUCACCAAGUAUUUUGGAUCCUAUCUCAAGGGUACAAAAUUAUGGAUUAUUAUGGAGUAUUUAGGGGGAGGAUCAGCUCUUGAUUUGCUGGAACCAGGUGCUCUGGAUGAAACACAGAUUGCCACAAUUCUGAGAGAGAUACUCAAGGGACUUGAGUAUCUGCACUCUGAGAAGAAAAUCCACAGAGAUAUCAAAGCUGCCAACGUGUUGCUGUCAGAGCAAGGUGAUGUGAAGCUGGCAGACUUCGGAGUGGCCGGCCAGUUGACAGACACACAGAUAAAGAGGAACACAUUUGUUGGGACACCUUUCUGGAUGGCGCCUGAAGUUAUAAAGCAAUCUGCCUACGAUUCAAAGGCAGACAUCUGGUCAUUAGGAAUAACAGCAAUAGAACUGGCUAAAGGAGAGCCACCACACUCGGAGCUUCAUCCUAUGAAGGUUUUGUUCCUCAUCCCAAAGAACAAUCCACCAACACUGGAAGGAAACUACAGUAAACCUCUUAAAGAAUUUGUUGAAGCCUGUUUAAAUAAGGAGCCUAGUUUUAGGCCAACUGCCAAAGAGCUGUUAAAGCAUAAGUACAUUGUAAGGCACGCCAAAAAGACGUCCUAUCUGACAGAGCUGAUCGACAGAUACAAGAGGUGGAAAUCGGAGCAGUCUCGGGAUGAAUCCAGCUCUGAUGAAUCUGAUGAGGAGCCAGAUGACCAAGCAUCUGGAGGCAACGAUGCCAGUAAUGAUGACUGGAUUUUCAACACCAUCAGGGAGAAGGACCUGAAAAAGGUUCAGAAUGGGGCAGCACAGCCUGCUGAGCUUGAAAGGAAACAGGUACAGGAGAGUCCAAAGAGGCCUUUGUCACAAAGCUUAUCAUCAAUCUUUUCUCCAUUAUUUUCUGAGCUGUCAUUGUUACAGCUGAAAGAAAAGGGUGAGACAAGUAAUGGCAAACCAGAGAUUGCAGAGGAGCUACGGGAAGCCAUUUUCCUGGCAGAAGAAACACACCCAGGCAUCUGUGACUCCCUGGUGGCUGAACUAGUGCAGAGACUUCAGAGGUUUUCUGUGCCACAGGCAGCUGCCGCUCAGUGAGAGGAGCUACAUCCAGCUCUACUCUUAGUUUUCCACCCUGGUGGCAGCGGUCAGAUCUUAUCGUCUGACCUCCACAGCCAGGAUGAAGUCUCCCAGUCUCCAUCACUCAUUUGCUUGAAGCAAAUCCUGGCCUACUUAAUGUCUGUUCAUACGCUAGCGCACCACCAGAGGGUCCAAUUCAGAACAGUCAGUGGCCAGCCAGUCAGCUGCCACCAUGACUGCCACCUGCUGUAAGAUGUCCCUUCUCAAUACCUCCUUCACACCGGUUUUAUUUUUAAGGGUGGUGUUAGCUAUCUUUUCUGCAAGGACUCUUGAGUUUUUGUUUUGGUGGGUUUGUGGGGUUUUCACAAAGGUUUACACUCACUAUCCUUUUGCAGAAAGUUCCUUGCUUAAUUACUUGUGUGCAUGUGUGCGUGGCUGUGCGCGAUACCCUGUGAAACGUGCGGUGAAGAGUGACGAGUGGGUUGAAGCAUUCUCUUGAAAACUCAGGUAUCCUGCUUUAAGUGGAUUGGGUCCUCUGGGAGAUGGAAAGAGCUCUAUAGGGUGGUUGUACAGAUUUGUAAAUAAGCUCAUUUCUACAGAUUUAUGGAAAAAAAAAUGGAGGGUUUGUAAUGGAACCACUGUGUACAAAUGGCCAAAUGCAAACUGUAGAUAAUGGUUGUGAGGUAAAUAUUUUGAGAGACUAAAAUGGCCAUAAAUGAGAUUGCCUUGCCUUUGUACUUGUUCUUUUGUGUAUUGGUCUUUGAUUUAUCUAGUUGUAAAACUCUUUACUCAUCCAGUGAAUGAAAAUGACUGCCCUCUGUCAUGUUUUACUAUUGAUUUAUUAUAUAUUUCUUAAUUCUCUUUUAACUUUUUGGUUUCACCUUCUGUACUAUGGCUGUAAUAAUGCUAGAGAAUGUAAAAAAGGAAAAAAAAGAAAAAAAAAAAGUGGCUGGAUCAUUCAAGCGCCCGCCAGUUUUAAACACUGGAUACUGUUUGCAGCCCCGAUUCCACAAGGCCUCGAGUUGUGUUGGUUUGUUGGACUUUGCCUCAUCCUCUUGUUUUGCCGUGUGUGUUUGAUUGAUCAGAUGAACUGAGGUUUCGUCCAUUCAUUCCAUUAACAGGGCAGUGCCAUCAUCUAUUUUAUAAAAUCGGCAGACUCUGUUAGUCUUCCUUGGAGCUGCGAUGGUACUAUCUAUCUCCUCAGUGUACCAACAGCUUUAAUUGCACUUCAAGUAUAAAUGCCUUUUACUAUAAACAAAGUAGCCAUAAAACAGUAGCACGAGACUCACAGUGUUUUGCAGGUAUGCACCAUACUAUCUGAAAAAAAAAAAGAAGUCCACUUGAAGUCUCACAGCUUGGACUCUGGAAUUGGUCAUGCAGUGUAAGAUUUGCCUGGCUCUAUCUUUCCUUUUGGACAUGUGAGUUUUUCAGCUGUACAGUAAACAGACACAGACUUCUCACAGUAGAUUGACACUGCUCUGAGAUGUACAUAUUUACAUAAAGCCAGGAGGUGUUCAGAGAUCAGUGGCACUGCUACUACUUCUGACUUUAGUUUAAAAGGAAUGUGCAUGAUAGUAUAAACAGUGUAAAGCCUAUUGGUUGGCCUGAGCAGUAUGUGUUGUAGCAUACUUCUGCAGGACUGGAGGAUUGUUGAUUCCUGACCAGAGUUGAAGCAGCCUUAGAGUAUUUGUGAUGAAUGGGAUGAAUAGUAUCAGCUUUAAAACGUUAGAUCAAAAGUUUUUGUUAUGAUCUCUUCUUUUUUUUCUCUCUCUUCUGGCAUUAAAAUGCAUAUGCAGCAAUACUUUAAAAGACAAAUGAGAAAAGAUCAAAAUUAUUUCUUUCAUUCCUUUCCAGAAUAAUGUGUGCAUGAACAAAUGGACUAAUUUUACUUCUCAGAAGAGAGGUCAAUCUUGUGGGGUCAAAUGAUAUAUUCUUUUUCCUGCAGGGCAACACAUGGCACAGGGCAAGUUAAAGGAGCAGUUUGACAUUUUGGGAAACACAUUUGUUCACUUUCAAGCUAAGAGAUGAGAAGAUUAACACCACUCUCAUUAAUUACAAUCGAUUGUGCUGUGGCAUUGAGGUCAUAGUUACAGGAACACAUACAUAAAACACAUACAGAAACACAUGGUGGUCUUGGCAGGGACCAGUAGCUUCUUAGAGUUUGUGCGGAUUACCUAGCAACAGCUUGAGACAAGAAAUAGGAGCUGGUAGGUGGAGUUUGUUACUGUUGGACAGAGCGAGGCUAGCUGUUUCCCUCUGUUUCCAGUCUUUGUGCUAAGCUAAGCUAACUGGCUGUAACUUAUCUUAACCCAAAAGAUGUGAGUGGUAUCGGUCUUCUCAUCUAACUCAUACUCUAACAUCUUACUGUUCUCCUCUUGCUCUUCAUUCAAACAUGAAAAGUGCCAUGUAAGCCCUCCACCCCAAACUGAGACACAAAUUCAACACGAUUUGCACAUUUUACAUGGUCUAAUAUGACUUUCAAUAUUUUUUACGUGUUGCACUUUUUAGAAUUCUAUUGAUUUUUUUAAAAAAUGGUACUUAACAUGGCUACAAUAUUAUGUUGCAGUUACACCGGUUUUAUUUUCUCCCCCUGUGUGUUGUAUGGCAAUAAAGCAGUGUGAUCGCCAGGAGUCGUUUCUUAGCACAAGUAGGCAUAUAUUCUAUUAAACUAUUUUUAUAACCCAAAAGAGCAGUAUUAUGUAAUAGAGGGAGUAAAGUUUGGUUCUGUGAUGUGUUAAAGUUUCAGUAAACUCUGGAUAGCAAUCACUUAAAAUGUACGUUUCAUUUUGUGUGACUUUGCUAACAGUUUAUAGUCCAGGAUACAUGUUUGCUAAUUCAGGCCAGUGCCGUUGGAUUUAUUGGAAGUUGUCAAAUGAUUAAGGAAAAAAAAAAUAAAAAUCCAGUACAAAUUUGGUAAACAUGUUUGCCGUUAUUUGACCAAGUCUAAAUUCAUACAUUAACCCACAGUGCCUCUAGAAAAUGUCACCUUUCUUUCCGAUUGCAGCAGAGUAAUUUACAGUUUUAAUUUAGAUUAUCUUGUGCACAGUAACCCAUGAUAACAGUGGGUGUUGAAAUUAAUGUUUAUUAAAAAUUAAGAGAUAAAAUAUAUUCAUUUAUGAGAAAAAGGCAUUUUCCAGUGACUUUCUGCACAAAUUGAACGCUAAAAUUGUAGAGUUUGUACCCAGACUCUUUGAAUAUCUGAGCUCUUGUCUGCGACAAAAGUAACUGUUAAUAGAGCCAAAUGCAGACACAUUCAUAGCAGCUACAUCAAUUAUGGAAAUGUAGAAGUUGGACUUUCCAUUUUUUUUCCUGAGCUCUUUAACAGGCCUCUCAUCCAUGUUGGCUCAACAUCUAAGAUUCAGUGUUGCAAGGCUGCAUCUGACAUUUAUUUUCAUUAUUUAUUAAUCUUCUGAUCAUUUUCUCAAAAAUAUUAUUUUCAACUGUUUAGUCUAUGAAAUGUUAGAAAACAGUGGAAAUAAAAAGUAAACAAAACAGUGAUUGACUAAAUUUUGCAGCUCAACGGUUGUUUCUUGACCUUAAAAGCAGCUGUUGCUGUUGGCUGCAGUUUAGCUGAUAGUCCAGACUGAUUGGGAUUUUUGUGAUUGUGUGUAACCACACAUCAAUGUCAGCAUGAGUAAUGGAAAUUAGUUAAAAAAAAAAAAAAAAAAAAACACA
Toxotes jaculatrix (banded archerfish) is the source of this 5426-nucleotide messenger RNA. RefSeq names its product serine/threonine kinase 24a (STE20 homolog, yeast) (gene stk24a). Gene Ontology annotation, biological process: protein phosphorylation. The record is from RefSeq and is a predicted model, not a curated record. The transcript has 11 exons. Gene Ontology annotation, molecular function: protein kinase activity; ATP binding. Lineage: Eukaryota; Metazoa; Chordata; Actinopteri; Toxotidae. The coding region runs from base 453 to 1769 and encodes 438 amino acids.